Messenger RNA from Fulvia fulva, 711 nucleotides. RefSeq lists its product as uncharacterized. The record is from RefSeq and is a predicted model, not a curated record. NCBI's taxonomy places the organism in Eukaryota, Fungi, Ascomycota, Dothideomycetes, Mycosphaerellales, Mycosphaerellaceae. Bases 1 to 711 code for a protein of 236 amino acids. The transcript has a single exon.
AUGGACUCUUCAGCAUUCGCACUCCUCCCUGGAGAGAUCAGGAACAGCAUCUACGAGAUGGUGCUUGAACAGCCACACGGCAUCCCAGUGUACACUGGCAAAGGGGCCAUCACACCACGCGGCGAUGGCAGGGACCUCGAGAGACUCGUUCCUGCGAUUUCAGGUCUACCGUCAACGAGUCGCGCGAUCCGCGCCGAAACAAUGAAGCUCUACUUCAGUCUCAACCCUCUGAUGGUCUACUGUGCGAGAGAAGGAGGCUUGGAACGCGCCAUAUUGCAAACCAUUCGCGAACUGGCACAGUGGUGUCAGGUCAUUGGCAGACAACAAACGAGCGAGCUUCGAAAGGUGGUGUUCGACCUGCGAUACCAGGGCUGGAUGAUCAACAUGGCCCUCGGCGUGCUCCAGCAGUACGCGCCGAAGCUGAAGCAGUUCUUUCACCCCUCGGUUCAGUUCGAGGUCAUGUUCCGCGCACCAUACUGGGACAUCACUGGACUCGAUCUCCCUGUGACGGUUGUCCUCGGUGACCGCACAGCUAGCCUGGAACGACUAAAUGUGGUGGCUGGUCAAACCUUUGAUAGACUUCACAAAGCUGGCUCUGGACAAGGAUCGGAUCAGUGGAACGAGCUCAAGGAUUGUGAACGACGAGUGAGAGAAGCUAUCGAGCGCAUGUCCGAAACUCAGACGUCGCGAUCCCCAGCCUCCAGAAGAUGA